CCUUGAUCGACUCGUCUGUUCAGCUCACGCAAACAUGAAGGCCCCCUCCACAGUACCCAAGCCAGAAUUCCCCGCGGACGCCGGUACAAAGGUAUAUGCUGCCUCUCUUGACACAGCUGAUCCUUUGCGGGGGUUUCGUGAUGAAUUCAUUAUUCCAUCCAAGGCAAAUAUCGCUUGUAAGAAGCUCGCAAAGCCAGGGCUAUCAUCGGAGCCGUGCAUCUACUUCUGCGGGAACUCCCUUGGAAUCCAACCAAAAGCCACUGCAAAGUAUCUGGAGGCACAGCUCGACACGUGGUCAUCAAUCGGUGUUGGCGGCCAUUUCACAGACCUUGAGGGCUCGCCGCUCAGACAAUGGCAGCUACUGUCUGAGCAGGCAGCCGAGUCCAUGUCCAGGAUCGUUGGAGCAGCACCGGAAGAAGUCACGGCAAUGGGAACACUAUCCAUGAACCUUCACCUUUUGCUUGCCAGUUUCUACAAGCCGACUUCCGAUAAGCACAAGAUCCUGAUGGACUGGAAAGCGUUUCCCAGUGACCAUUAUGCAAUCGAAUCACAAAUCGCAUGGCACGGCCUGGAUCCAGACCAGUCCAUGCUUCUCGUCGGUCCAGACGAGGGAGAAUACGAAGUCUCCACAGAGAAGAUUCUUUCUUAUAUUGACAACCACGCUUCCGAGAUCGCCCUUGUCCUUCUUCCCGGAAUCCAGUAUUACACUGGCCAGCUGUUCGACAUCAAACGGAUUACCGAGUAUGCUCAGUCGCUUGGCAUUAUUGUGGGGUGGGAUUUGGCCCAUGCGUACGGUAACGUUGAGUUGAAGCUGCAUGAGUGGAACGUCGACUUCGCGGUUUGGUGCACAUACAAAUAUGGCAACUCUGGGCCAGGGGGUAUUGCCGGUCUAUACGUUCAUGAGAGACACGGACAAGUCGACUAUAGCGAAGGGAGGGAUUCUCCAAAGUUCCGCCAUCGUCUGACCGGGUGGUACGGAGACGACAGAGCGGAGCGGUUCAAGAUGGAUAACAAGUUCAAGCCAAUCCCUGGCGCAGGAGGCUUCCAAAUCUCGAACCCCUCGGCUAUCGAUCUCACAUCUCUAUGCGCGGCACUUUCCGUCUUCGAUAAAACAUCCAUGGCAGAGAUCCGCAAGAAGUCUGUUUUAAUAACAGCAUAUCUUGAACAUCUUCUACUGAAAGACAGCACCGAUGAAACACGCCAAUUCGAAAUCAUCACACCGUCCAACCCCGAAGCCAGAGGAGCCCAGUUGUGUUUGCUGCUGAAACCCGGGUUACUGCAACAGGUCGCGCAAAAGCUGCAGGAAAUCGGUGUGGUAUGCGACAAGCGAGAACCAGGUGUUGUGCGUGUUGCCCCUGCUCCUUUGUAUAAUACUUUCACGGAGGUUUGGACGUUCGUGGAGAAUUUGAAGCAGGCGCUGAAGGCGUGAUUGGGCUUCGUAAUGUAACAUAACGACAAUGCAGUGGUUUUAUAUUUUCACCAUUGGUCUAAAAAUCCCCUGCCCCUUCUCUGGUAUCAUGGCUUCGUAGAAAGUCUUGUCCCUGGGAAAAGAAAUUCGUCGCCAGUAUUGAGAAUUCAUCAUUGAUCAGAUCCAUG
This is a messenger RNA of Aspergillus glaucus CBS 516.65, 1596 nucleotides long. RefSeq names its product kynureninase. NCBI's taxonomy places the organism in Eukaryota, Fungi, Ascomycota, Eurotiomycetes, Eurotiales, Aspergillaceae. Bases 35 to 1429 code for a protein of 464 amino acids. The record is from RefSeq and is a predicted model, not a curated record. Gene Ontology annotation, molecular function: kynureninase activity; pyridoxal phosphate binding. Gene Ontology annotation, biological process: NAD+ biosynthetic process. Gene Ontology annotation, cellular component: cytoplasm. The transcript has 4 exons.